AUGGAUUCAGUAAAACCUAAAACAUGUACUGAUGCAUUAACACCAAGUGAUGUUAUAUCUUCCAAUCAACCAGCCUACUUUAUUGUUCAUGCUAUAGGUGAAACAACUCUAUCUAAACGUUUUCCUUAUUUGAUUCAAAAAUUGCUUAAACCGACCAUUGGGAAUCAUAAAAAAUUAAAAAAAUUGAGGUCAGCAGAUUUACUUGUACAAGCAGUCUCCUGUCAACAGUCAGCAAAGCUUCUGAAAAUGAAGUCUCUAGGAAACAUAAUGGUAACCAUCAUACCUCACACAAAUUUGAACUUAUCACGUGGUGUGAUAUCUGAGUUUGAUCUGAUGUCUGAGGAUGAAUCAGAUAUUUCAAUUGGUCUCUCAGACCAAGGUGUCACUGCUGUUCGACAAAUUUCGAUUUGUCGAAAUGGCAAGUUGAUACCAACAAAACACCUUAUAUUGACUUUCAACAAACCAAUAUUGCCAUCUUCUGUUGCGGCAGGAUAUUUCAGUUGCCCACUUAGCUCGUACAUUUCAAAUCCACUGUGUUGCUUUAAAUGUCAGCGGUUUGGACACUCCCAAACAUCAUGCAGAGGAAAAAAGCAUGUGCACAGUGUGAAAUUGAAGACCAUGAGAGUACUGAAUGCACAAGUUUUUCAUGCUGUGUAA
Molecule: messenger RNA, 657 nt
Organism: Centruroides sculpturatus (bark scorpion)
Lineage: Eukaryota; Metazoa; Arthropoda; Arachnida; Scorpiones; Buthidae
Exons: 1
Coding region: 1-657 (218 amino acids)
Source: RefSeq, a predicted model, not a curated record